Messenger RNA from Electrophorus electricus (electric eel), 1542 nucleotides. RefSeq names its product oligodendrocyte transcription factor 1 (gene olig1). Gene Ontology annotation, molecular function: DNA-binding transcription factor activity, RNA polymerase II-specific; E-box binding; protein dimerization activity. The record is from RefSeq and is a predicted model, not a curated record. Lineage: Eukaryota; Metazoa; Chordata; Actinopteri; Gymnotiformes; Gymnotidae. Gene Ontology annotation, biological process: axon development; positive regulation of transcription by RNA polymerase II; sensory organ development. Gene Ontology annotation, cellular component: nucleus.
GUCAAAAAAGAACGUGACUGUUUUAUAUGUGCUUGCAUGUAGGAGGGAGAGUGAGAGAGAGAGAGAGAGAGAGAGAGAGAGAGAGUGUUAAUUAUAACAUUAGAUCAAUACCCAUCUUCUCAUCCUCAUUUGCUCUCUAUGGUCCAUGAGUGUGGUCCGCUCAGAGAAAGACAGACUGUGUGACGGUGUAGAGCUGCAUAAAGGACAUACUUGAAGACAGACCUACCAGCCAUCAUCAGCCAGGGGAACUGUGGGAUACGGAAGACCAACUUUUAUACUGCUAUUGGUUCUUGAGCGAUUUGUAACAGUUCUGGCUGAAACCACUGAGCUGGGAACCAAGAGUUCAUCGGGAGGAACUGAACAGCUCUCUGUGGUCUAGCUGUGGAUGGCACUUUAGCGAGCGGAUCCUUGGUCUGGUCUGUGGCGGACGUGUGGAUUCGAGCAGCUGCCUGUGAGACCUGCACAGCACAGCAGCAUGCAGCCUGCUUCUGCCCUCAGAUGCAAGGAGCAAAGAGAGGGAUCUUUGCAGCAGCUCAUGCCCAGAUCAGUGAGGGUUGCUGGGACUGCAGGAUUAGGAGGAUCGGGCUCCAGCGCUGGGGGCCUCCAGGUGCCCCACAGACACCCGAAACUCCCCCGGGAGCUCAGCCUGGAGGAACAGCAGGAGCUGAGGCGCAAAAUUAACAGCCGGGAGCGCAAGAGGAUGCAAGACCUUAACUUAGCCAUGGACGCGCUACGGGAGGUGAUGGUGCCUUACUCUUCCUCUCCCUCUUCAUCGUCAGGUGGAGGCGGGGGGCUACAGCACCCUUAUCUUCCCCCUGGGGCUUCUCCGAAUGGCCGCCGCCUCUCCAAGAUCUCCACCCUGGUGCUGGCCCGCAACUACAUCCUCCUGCUCGGCUCCUCCCUCCAGGAAAUGAGGCGGUUGCUGGGUGAGGUCAGCAUCGGGGCGGGCGUUGGAGGGACUGGGCCACGCCUGCUCCUGGCCGGAGGCUGGCCGUUCCUUGCGGGGCCAGGACAGCUUCUGCUGACCCCCCCCGAGCAGCAGCUUGGUCCGGCCAAGUGCUCUCCGCUGCCGUUGAAUGGUCCCCCAGCCCUGGAGGAGACCACGGCGUGGAGCUCAGAGGGGUCUGCAGCAACCCCACUUUGCCCAUGCGGGGCAUGUAGGGUACCCCGAGUACUGCAUGUCCAACCUACAUCACGCUUCCCAAAAUGAGUCCAGAACAUUAUCGAGAGGACAUUAAUAAUUCCAGCCCUCAAAAAUUGUUGUAUUAUUUUUCUUCUGUGUUUUUGUUUCUUUUCUUGUUAUUUGAUUUUAGACCCUGUGACAAUUUUUUAUUGGAUUACUACUAUGUGUAUAUGUCAUACCAAAAUAGCAAAAUACAUUGAAUGAUAUUUCGAAAUUUCAAAAUCUUUGUCUAAUUUGGUGAAAUAGACUCAAGGUACUACUUGGAAAAUGUUGUGCAAAGAUACACAACACAUUUCACAAAAUGGAAUUUUUUAUUAUUGUCGUCAAUCGCAGCAGAAUAAAAGCAGUUUCCGAGGAAA